UAAAAUAAUGAACAGGGUGCACAGAUAAAAUUAAGAAAUAAUAAAAACAAAAAAAAGGAGAGAUUCAUCUUCCAAUAAACCAAAGUUUUUUAUCAUCUUAAGGAGUUUGCAGGCUUGUUUAGUCUUCAUAAAUUUCAGUGAUGGAAAAUAGUUACAAAAUAAAUCACUUUUAAAUACAGAGAAAUAUGUUUUUUCUUUAUACAUUUACAUUUGUGUAUAAAGAAUUUACCCAGAGUCUUCAUUAUGUUAAUAAAAAAAUUCAAUUUUUUUUGUCAUCCAAUAACAUUCCAAAUACAACAUGGGUCUUAGAGAAAGUAGGCAGUGAUUGGAUUUUUGUCUCCAAACAAUAGGACAUAUUUUCCCAGAAAAUAUUUGAAUACAAUAAAAGAAGAGGUGAUCAGUUGUCUCUAUGUCAAUUUGACAAAAAGUACAAGUAUUGUAGUAAAAGUUAAAUCGAAGUCUUAAAAAUUCACUUGAAGGAUAUAUACCAUUAAAUAUUUUAAAGUGAGUUUUCUUCACUUUAGGAGCCACUGGAAAAAAAAAUAUACUGGAUUUGCAAUUUUUUUGCAGUUGGUUUAUCAUAAACUUGUAAUAUAUCAUUACGAUAUAAAAUUGUAGGACAUAAUUUAGAAUUAAAGGAAGAACAAAUAUGUUUGUUGGGAAGUGUUCAAGAGGUCGUUACCAUCAAAGAGAAGGGAUGGGAUUUCACAUAAGCCAUCUAGCGAGUGAAUAAAAGUGUUUUGUACGAAGUGAAUGAAAUUUUUUGGAAUGGCAUUUAUAAUAAGUUCAAAUUGCUUGCGUUCACAAUAUAAUUUAGUGCAAAAAUCUUUAAAAGUUAACAGAUUCCCAUCCUCAUCCAUUAAGUGACCUACAGACCAGAUACCCUUUUCGAGCCAAUCAAUAAUACAUAUAGACUUAUAUCUGGAUAAAACAAAUCUGUUAUUCCAAAUGGGGGUCCUAUGUGGGGUAAAGUUGUGAUUAUAUAAUAACUUCCAAUAUAGCAAAAUUUGUUCGUGAAAAGAAGAUAAUUUGACUGAAUUUUUGAAAUAACAAAGUCACAUUUUAAUUAGAAAUCAAUUCCACCCAAUCUCCUAAAUAUAACUUUGGGAAUGGUAAACCAAAAACUAUUUUCAUUAGUUAUAAAAAUGUUUAACCAUUUAAUCUUCAACAAUCCAUUUAUACAAUGAAAAUCAAAGGCUUGUAAUCCACCAUUCUCGUAAUCUUGAGUAAAUUGUGCUCUCUUAAAUGUAAUGUACACGCUUUCACCAUAUAAAAUUAAAUUGAUUAAUAGUCUUAAUAUUGGAAAUAGAGAGCCAAGAUGAGGGUAAAUACACUUGGCAAGACUCUCCAUUUUAGUUAAAUAAAUCCUUCCAAAUAUAGAUAAAUCCCUUUGCAUCCAUACAUCUAUUCCAGAUGAUUUGUUUCUCCUUAACAACUUCAACUUUGGAAAUGUGUAUACCUAAAUAUUUAACAUUCGACUUGAUUGAGAUAUUAUUUAUUGGUUCAAUGGAGCAGUCGUGUACUGUGGUAAUCUCACAUAUAUCAAUAUUAAGUUUUAAACCUGAACAUUUGGGAAAAUAAUUAAUUUAAAUUGCUUUGGGAAUCUGAUCAAUAGCUUUUAAAAAUAGUUGUGUCGUCCGUCAAUUGACUAAUCACAAUUUGAUGUCCAAACACAUUUUUUACAAGGAAAGCCUUCCAACUAACUUCCUGCCAUAUGUGAACAAUUCCAGCUCGAUUUCAACAGAGUUCAUAACAAACAGGAAACGCGUGUGGCGUGAAUUGACAGACGUACUACUCGACCACUCCCACACCGAGGGGUCGAAUCCCACAGCCAAUCGCAUCGAACAAGAAAGGCGGGUCUUCCGCUUACGUGAAGCAAAUUUCACUGGCAAUCUUCGAAGCCCCACCUUUUGUGUUUCGCGCACCGUCAAUCAAAUAUAAGAAAAAAAAAUUGACCCGAAUCUCCGAUCACAGCCCGUCUUUGAUAAAAACAAUCAUGUUUGGAGUUUAAAUGAACAUAUAACCCUCCAAUUUUUUUUUCAUUUUCGCGCUAUGACUGGUACGUAAUACUUAGCCCGAUCGAAGCACAGCACCGCCGCCCCAGAACAGCCAGCGAAUCAGCAGGAAAUGGCUGCCUUGGACGUGGACAGCAGUCAGAGCGAGUUUCUGCAGCCGGCCAGCGGCGCCCAGGACCAGCAGACCACAGACCUCAUGGCCAUCCAGUUGACGGGCUCAUCUGAUCGCUGGGAGGUUGUAACACCUGUGAGCUCCGUAAAAGACGAGUCGAUGGUAGUGCAGGUAUCCAGCGGAGGAUUCCUGGGCACCAAUGGGCAAUAUGUGGUGCCACUACAGACUAUGGCAGGGCACACCCAGCCUGUUUUUGUGACAGCAGGGGUAGAUGGAACCAGUGCCAAUGGGGUGCAGUACCAAGUUAUCCCCCAGUUGCAGGGCACAGAUGGGGCAUCAUUAAGCUAUGCAGCAUCCACUGCAGAUGGAGCCACGAUGGGCACUAACAUUGCUAUCCUUCCAGAUGGUACACAAAGCAUUGCCACAACCACCAGUGCUAAUGACCUCCAGGGCCUACUGAGUCAAACUGGGCAUAUGCAACAUAUUCCCACAGUCUCAUGGGCUGGCUCAGGGUUCGGCACGCAGGGCCAGGUUGUCACUAAUUUACCGAUGGGGCUGCCAGGCAACAUCACGUUAGUGCCAAUAAAUAGCUUGAGUAACAUGGAUCUUGAGUCUCUGGGAUUGGCUUGUGCUCAGACCAUAGCAACAAGCAUUACCGCAGAUGGCCAGCUCAUUAUGGCCAGCCCCACAUCCACAACAAGUGAGAACCAGUGUGAAAGUGGUGGCAAAUGCACAGAGCCACUUAACGCCAACGAUUCUAAUACUAAUGCCUUUGUGCCAACCACCACCUGUUCCACAACUAUGUCACUCCCCGAGACGAUAGAUGGGACUGGAGUUCUCACCCAAGCUACUGCCGUGUCUGCCGGGCAGCAGGACCCAUCUUUCAUGCAGCAGAACCACACCACCGGCACUGAACAGGUAGUGCAGCUCUUACCAACACAGAUGGCAGAUGGAACGGCGCAGACACUACAAAACAUGCAGCUGUUGAAUGCUGGUACGUUUCUGAUACAAGCCCAAACCGUCUCUCCCACCGGACAGAUCCAGUGGCAGACCUUCCAGGUUCAGGGUGUUCAGAACCUGCAGAAUCUGCAGCUGGCGGCUACUGGUGGGGUCUCGUCCCCACAGCUCACCCUCGCCCCAGUUCAGACCCUUUCUUUCGGGCAGACUUGCACAACAGGAGCAGGGGGUCAGAUCCCAAACCUUCAGACAGUCACAGUCAACUCUGUCGGUCAGUACCAACAAGAUGAGAACACAGAUGGCCACUCAGAAGAAAGUCGUACACAUCAGGGAUGGCACGGGGAAAUUCAUAUCAAAGAAGAGCCAGAGUCAGAUGAUUGGCCAAAUUCCACCCUGAACACCAAUGAUUUGUCCCAUCUUCGUGUGCAGUUGGUUGAGGAUGAUUUGGAAGGGACUGGGCAAGAGGGAAAGAGGCUACGUAGGGUAGCCUGCACUUGCCCGAACUGCAAAGAGGCUGGAGGAAGAGGUUCAGGUACGGGGAAGAAGAAACAACACAUUUGUCAUAUCCCUGGGUGCGGUAAGGUGUAUGGCAAGACUUCUCACCUCCGAGCUCACCUGCGCUGGCACUCAGGAGAGAGACCAUUCAUUUGCUCCUGGAGUUACUGUGGCAAGAGGUUCACUCGUAGCGACGAACUUCAGCGUCACCGCAGAACACACACAGGAGAGAAGAAGUUUGUGUGUCCAGAGUGCUCGAAGCGUUUCAUGCGCAGCGACCAUUUGGCCAAACACAUUAAAACUCACCAGAACAAAAAAGGGCUAAACUCCGUCUCUGGGGCGGGUCAGACAGAAGCUGCCGCCCCAUCGGACACCAUCAUCACAGGCGGUGGAGCCACUCUCAUCCUGACUAGUCUGCAGCAGGCUGGCACUCAGAACCUCAUUUCAAACUCCGACCUCCCGCUCCAGCUGGUCACUGUGUCUGCCAGUGAGGUCAUGGAGUGAUCAAAAUGCCGCCCACUUUCACAGUUUAUCUGCUUUUCACUAUCAAUUUUUAUAUAUAUAUAUGAUAAAAGAAAAAAAAAAUAUAUAUUAUAAAUAUAUAUAUUUUAAAAAUGACUUCUCCAUUUAUGUUCUGUAGCAGUCUUUUGUACAAACAAGGCAAAAAAUGACAUUAAAUAUGGUUCCAGUUUCCGUGCACAUUCACACACUCACAUACACGCAAGCACCUACAUACUCAAAUGAACUCGCUCUUAUACACUCACAUAUAUACACAGAAAUGCCUUAUUUUGUAUCAUAAUCUGUAGGAUAAAAUGCUGGAGUUGUAUGUGUUUUUACUUUUGCUCAUACAUUUGUUCAGGGGAUGAUCAUUUGAGAGUAUGAUUGCGUAAUGGACAUUAUGGUACUCAGAAAGCAGGAUACGUAUGUGUGCGUGUGAGUGAUCAUAGUGAGAAUGAUAUAAGGACAGUCUGCUGCGAGGGAGAGUUACUCAUGAGCUGUCCAUUUUAUCCUUCCUCUUGGCUGGCCUUCGUCCAAAUGUGUCUUCACUCUUUGCUUUUAUUUUUUUAUUAUGCGACGUCAGGUUAGUGGUCUUUGCGCUCUUGGUCUCAUGUCCUCUGGAUCAUGUUCGAGGAUCUUUUGAUUUUACUGUUCUGCCGCUCACGUGCAACUCGAACAAGACAUCAGACGGCAGAGUCGAACAGCAGUGUAAGAAACUUCCUUUUUCUUGUAUCGUUGUUCUUAUUGCUCUCCAGAUUACCUUUUGUAACAUUCAUAAUGUCUCUUCUAUUGUUUUCUUCAGCCCCAAGCUGUUUAUAGCCACAAUUUAUGUAGUCUAAUACUGAUUCUAUUGUAUCAAAGACUCUUUGUUUUGAUUACUUUUUAAACGUGAAAAAUUUGAUGUUACUUUUGUACAACAUCUUUUUUCUUUCAAAUGGAACACAAUUAAAGUCGGAAACCUUCCUAUGACUCUUCAUAACCAAAAUGUUUAAAGUGCUUCAGUUUGGUGUUGUGUUAGUGCAAAAUAACUGUGUUAAAACAAAGUUUGUGUAUGCAAGGCCUCUAUUUUGUCCAAAGAGUGCAGUUUAUAACUAAAAGUGUGCUGAGAACUGUAUCCCACAAUGCAAUGUGCUUGACUGACUGACCAUUUCAACUGCCUUUCUUUCACAUUAUUUGAUCAAACUAACAAAUACAGAUUUAAUUUCUGAACCACAUAUUCAUGGUGCAUAUUGUUUUACAUACUGUGUUUAUAUAAAAAAAAAUUUUGCUGCAUGCUAGCAUUCUAACCUGAAACUAGUUUCACUUUUUUUCCUGGACUGUAUAGUAAGUGAAUUUCAAAUAAUAAGGGAAA
Messenger RNA from Xyrauchen texanus (razorback sucker), 5428 nucleotides. RefSeq names its product transcription factor Sp3-like. Gene Ontology annotation, molecular function: DNA-binding transcription factor activity, RNA polymerase II-specific; RNA polymerase II cis-regulatory region sequence-specific DNA binding. NCBI's taxonomy places the organism in Eukaryota, Metazoa, Chordata, Actinopteri, Cypriniformes, Catostomidae. Bases 2128 to 4083 code for a protein of 651 amino acids. The record is from RefSeq and is a predicted model, not a curated record. The transcript is spliced from 7 exons. Gene Ontology annotation, biological process: regulation of transcription by RNA polymerase II.